AGGUCCUUCCCGGCGGAAAAGAUCCGGCGUCCGGAGACUGUCUGAGGUCGCCGACAUGUAUUAUAAGUUCAACGGCUUCACCCAAAAGCUGGUGGGGGCCGCUCCGGCGGAGGCGUAUAGUCCUCAGUCAAUACACGUCUUGAUGGUUGUGCGCUGGAUAGUUUUAGAAUUUGCAUCCAGCAGGGUGUACAGAGCCGCAAACGCUGUGUAUGGUGCCAUAUGUUUACUGUAGGGCGCUCCUGAGACUACCUGUCCCACCCCCAUCCUGUAGGUAGAAUGCCAUCAGUCGAAAAUGCAUCCCAAGGCUUAAGACCAUUCACAUACCCAGAGGCUCCUGCACCCAUUUUUGCCACUCCAACAAAACUUCCAAGUGAAGCGGGUUCUGAGUACCUCAGUAAAAACAGAGUCCCCGAGCUACAGAAAUUGUUCCAGAAGCCAGAUGGGAUACCCGUCCACCUAAAGCGAGGAUAUUCGGAUAAACUCCUCUACCGAACCACUAUGGCACUAACAGUCGGAGGGGCCAUCUAUUGUCUCGUAGCCAUCUACAUUGCAUCACAACCGAAAAAGAACUAACCAAAAUGAUUAAGGCAGACGUCACUGGUUCUGUCCAUAGAUCACGUUUUAUUGCUUAUUUUAUGUAUGAUUGUUUAUAAAUCUACAAUUAUUUCCUCCUUCUGCGACAAUGUGACCGGUUCACUUCCAUCCAGCUUUUUGGGUAAAUAACAGGUUAAGGAUGUUCCUCGCACGGAAGAUCCCGAAACCAACCAGGUGGCUAACCUCACAGGGAAACGUUUCUGCAGAUUACAAAGGUCGUCGUCCGUUCACAGCUGUAGAUUUGUGUCAAAUCAGCAACUUUAUAUUUCUGGAAAAGAAGCAGACGGAUGAGAUCAGAGGUUGGGACAGGUUGUUGCAGGCUUCUUCUUUAAGCCUUUGUUACAUAAAGGGUUAAUUAACAUACAAAAUAAGCGAGUGAUUAUGCUGCAAAGGGAAUAAGUCAUGUGUACGACAAAAGCCAAAAAUGGAGAGAGAUGUAUGAAAAUGUUUAAAUAAAAAGUGACCACACAUG
Molecule: messenger RNA, 1066 nt
Organism: Hyla sarda
Lineage: Eukaryota; Metazoa; Chordata; Amphibia; Anura; Hylidae
Gene: COX7A2L
Product: cytochrome c oxidase subunit 7A-related protein, mitochondrial
Exons: 4
Coding region: 277-573 (98 amino acids)
Biological process (GO): mitochondrial electron transport, cytochrome c to oxygen; mitochondrial respirasome assembly; regulation of oxidative phosphorylation
Source: RefSeq, a predicted model, not a curated record